CUAGAUUGUAACUAAUGAAUCAAUUUUGCCCAUCACUGGUGGUGAUGAUGAUGAUGCCUUCAGACAAUGGUGUAGGUUUGGUUUGAAAAGUGUUGGGGCGACCUAAAUAUGGCAAAAUUGGUCCAGGUAUCCUGUUCUGCUUCAUGUUUGUGGAAAAAGUGAUGGGGGAAUGUUUAGAUUCAUCCCGAGAGUGGAUGAACCUAGUGAAAGUGGACAAUGCACACGUCAUUCACUGUCUACACCAAAAGCUACGUCCAUGCAUUCAGCUGUUGAUUUCACACAAAUGUAGCUAAACCUCAACCACUUAUUGCCUUCCUCAAAAUCAUUCUGCAAGAAAACAGAAUCCAUGACUGUCCAUUCAUAUUUUUACUCAUGCACCGACCCCAAGUCUACGGGUUGUACGUAUUGAGGCCAAAAACAUACAGAUUCUUCAAGGACUCUACAGAUUCUUCAAGGACAUUGCUUUCAUGUAAAAAAAAAUAUAUAUAUAUAUUACUCAUGUAAAUGUCUGUGAAUGAGCUUGUGUGUGUGAGUGCAAAGUUGAGAAAACAUUUGAGGUGUGACUGAACCCCCUCGCUGUGACGGGGAUCACGUGCAGAUCUGUCCUGCCAACUAGGAACUGGCCUCGAAAUCUGCCAGCCACCUGCUGCCGAUGCUUCUGGGAAUGCACAGUAGUGCUACUCAUAAACAAACAGGUGCUUGCAGAGGCAUCCAUCACUAAGAAUGCAAAUCAUUGAUGAGUAGUAAACACAGAUGUAUGUAUAGAUAUAUACAGAUAUGUGUUAUAUAAGAGUCAGAAUGAGAUACUGUAAUGCAAGGCAAGUUUGUUUGUAUGACGCAUUUCAUACACUGAGCAUUCUACCUGUAUAUACAGCCUGGAAAUAGUGGGAGUGUGCAUCUAUGAUGAUUGUUACUAAUUACAAUUGAACAAUGCAAAUUUUACUUCAUUUGUUUUUAUUAAUGCAAUAGAAUCUACAUUCACAGGAAAUGUGACAUGCAGUACCUCUUUAUAUUGCACUACUAAUACAAGGGAACGGAUAUGACAACGUGCAGUAAGAUAUGGCCCACUGACUUUGUCAGCGUUUGUUGUGGUGCCGUGCGGUCUGUCGGUGCAGUACAGCUCUGGCUUGCUCUGCUGUCACAAGUCCUUCUGUGUUACUCGGCUGAUGUCAAAUAAAUAAUCGUGUUUCACACCUUAAUCCUGUUAGAGGCCUCUUUGCUCACCUUAAUCCACACAGUCCAUCACAGCUCCUCCAAGCCUGCGUUAGUCCGACCAGCAUGCUACAACUCUGCUGAUGCAAGGUAAAUACUCCUCCCUUCAAACCUACUCUAGCUCUGUUUAUCAGCUCUGUUUUGCAUUUAGAAUUGUACUUGGAAUGGUUUUAAAAUAAUAACACUAGAGUGUGAUGGGUUAAUAUGAAUGGAUAGCAUUCAUUGCAUUGCUCUUCCCUUCCCUUCCCUCCCAUUCCCUUUCCUUCCCUGCUUUCCCCCUUGCUCUUGUUUCAAUCCCCUUUUGAUCAGGUUGGAUUCAAGCAGAAUUUAUUGUGAAGUUUCUGGGUAAGGAUUUUGGGACAGAGCCGCAGGAACAAAAACAGGUCUUAUGUGCUGUCUUGUUUUGGCCCGUCACACAGAAGCUGAGAGUAAAAAGGGCUUCGGGGCCUCAAGUGGCGGCCUGUUGUUGUUCUCUGGACAUAUGGGCUGCAGCACUCCACACGAUCAUAUGAAACAGAUAGAGAGAGAUAGAAGAAGAGAUGGAGGCAAGCGAAGCAAGGGACAGAGGGGCUGAGAUUGAAAAUAUCAGUGAAAUCAGGAUGUUUAACUGGGUGGUGAGAGUGGUUCCACAGCCUCCUGAGGAGGGAAAGGAAAUCAUAACUGACAAUGGGAAUGACAAGAAUAACUCCCUGAAAAACCACAAUGGUCCAAUCAAUGGUCCAAUCAAGGACCACCCCCUGAAAAACCACAAUGAUCCAGAAUUGAAUUCCAUUACCAGUAUCACCUCCAAUGGGGUCCUGACCUGGCUGUCCAAUGGCUUUGUCAGUGCACUCCCUCAGCCUCCCAACUCUGAGACCAAGAUAAUUAUUGCUGAGGAUGAGUCGAGGGGUAUGAUCGGAUGGAUCUCCCAAGGACUGGGAAAAGUUGUACCACAGCCAGACGACAAGUACAAGGAGGAGUUGAAGGAACUUGAAGUUGAGGAGGAGGACUUAAAGGAAACUGUAACUGAGGUCUAUGAAGAGAAAGACCUUCCAGAUGCUGAGCCACUGCCACACAUUCCCGUGGUGGAGCUGUUCUCAGACGAUGAGUCUGAGAUUGACAAUCUGCAGCCUCAGUUUCCUCCCAAAGUGAUUGACUGGUUAAAGAACAGUGUUGAGAAUGCCAUCCCUCAGCACCGUCCCGGCAUCACUUCGGGUUCGGAACCUACCUCCCGAAGGGCGACUCCGUGCUCUGAAAAAGUUUAUUCUCCACCUCCUGAGUCCAUCACCAGUGUCAAUGAGGACGACGCAAAGAACUUAAACGUGGUGGACUGGAUAAUGAAUGGCCUGGGUCGCAUGAUGCCUCAGCCGGUGCUGAAAGGGGAUGGCCUGGGCAAUGCGGACAUGAUAAUCAAUCAAACUUGGCCUCCUCCACUUCCACUUCCACCUCCAGUUGAGAUGGACGAGCCGAACAUCCCUCCAGAGGAGCCAGAGGAACCAGAGGAACCAGAGGAACUAGAGGAUCUACCUCCUCCUCCCGAGAGUCCAGUCCCGGUGGUUGAAGGCUACUGCACCGAUGGAGGUUGCACCCCUCCACAGCCUGAGAAGGUAGCUUCUCCAAACGGUAACAUACAGAUGGAUGAUGCCUCCUCCAGAGCCUCAAGCCGUCUGCAGUCUGGGGUGCAAACUCCUGCAGCCGCCAUAUCUAGAACUUGCAGCCCUGCACAGUCUGAACAAGGAGCUACUCCAGAGUGUAGUGUUCAGAUAGUUCAAACAUUCAGCUCACCAGCUCGUAGUCAUCCACAGUCAGAGGGGCUAACUCCUACAGACAGUCCUGUUAGAAUGGUUGAAUCCCCCUCUUCCAGGCGUUCCAGCGUUCAGAUCGAAAACCUCACACUCACAGGUGGCAGCCCCUCACAGUCUAGACAGGUAACACCUACACAGAGCCCAGUCUCCUCAAUUGGGAGUCGAGGGGGUUCAAGCCGGUCACAGUCUAAGGAGGUUAUUUCUAUAGGUUCGAGUCGGUCAGCGUCUAAGGAAGCAAUUUCUAGAGGUUCGAGUCGGUCAGCGUCUAAGGAAGCAAUUUCUAGAGGUUCGAGUCGGUCAGCGUCUAAGGAGACCAUUUCUCGAGGUUCGAGUCGGUCAGCAUCUAAGGAGGCAAUUUCUCGAGGUUCGAGUAGAGAGCUAAAUUCUCCAGAGGGUUCAGUUCAGACAGUUCAGGUCUCCCCGGCUGGGAGUAGUCUGCACUCUGUGCAAGCAAGCCCCACAGUGAGUCCACUUCACUCAACGUCCAGUGUGUCCAGCUCAAGGGGUUCGAGCCAGUCUCCAUCUAAAGCCUCAGACAGUACAGCCCAGAUAGUUCAUGUCUCUCCGGCUGUGAGUCGUCUGCAGUCCGUGGAAGCAACUCCCACGGCGAGUCCAGUUCAUCUUGUUGAAACCCCCCGCUCUGGGACUUCAAGUCAUCCCCAGUCUGAGGUGCUAACUCCAGCAUCGAGUCCAGGUCGGAUGGUCGACGCCUGCGUCUCCACCCCGCACUCACCUGCCUCGCAAACACCUGCAGUGCUCCUCCGCACUCACUCAGUGAGCUCUGCGCUUUCUAUUAGCGCAGCAGUUUCAGUUGGGGCAGCCUUGUCAAGCACAGCGGAGGGCGAGGUACAGUCUCGGCUGAUGUCCACGGAUUGCCUGGAGGUCCCUGAGUACGUGACCAUCCAGAUGGAGGAUGCGGAGACACAGACAGGCAGAUGGACACCCUUCAUCGAGAGCAUCCGCAGGGAAGCAGAGCACUGCGUCUACAGCACCCUAGAGGAACGCCUGCACCUGGAGCGCGUGCAGACGGCCCAGAUGGCGGAGGAGGUGGCCAGACAGGCGGCGGAGAUGACCAUCCGACAGCUGGCCGAGGCCCAGAUGAUGAGGCUGGCCAUGCCCACCUGUGUCCAGGCCAAGGACAGCGAGGACGAGCUGGAGCCGGAGUCCAAGGAAGUGUGCUAUGUUCCUACAUUUGGUGGAAGUUUGGAGGUGGAAGAGGGAGAAGCACUCACGCCAGCAUCUAAGCUCUCCACGCCACAGUCUCCACGAGAACAGCUCAAGCCAAGCAGAGAGUCAACACCUGCGAGCACGCCAAAGCAUAAGCACGACCUAGACCCAGAAUACGGGUCGCCCUGUGUGGAGGAGAGGAGGAGCGCGGAGAGGGCGGAGAGCCCCAUUACUGUCAUUGCUGAUCAGCCAAAGACCGUCAGGUUCGCCGACACCCACGAGGAAAUUGAAGAGGAGGAAUUUCCACCACCACCGGAGGAAGAAACCGCCCUGUGCAGCACCUUGAGGACCUGCAUGAUCCGGAUCCCUUACGUGUCCCAGUUCAUAUUGCGGACCGAGGAGCUUAUGCAGCAGUACAACAUCCCCAUCCCCUCGGUGCCCUCCGUUCCCCCUGCCGUACACGAGCUGUACCAGCGGCUGGUUGUCCAGUACCCUCUUCUCCAGGAGGUCAGCGUGCAGGCCCGGCACCUCUGCAAUCGACUCUCCGUGCACCUCCAGGACCUUUUGGAGAAACUACCCGAGAGGCUGCAGACGUACACCCAGGCAGGAGCGGCUGGGCAUCCAGGCGCAAACCAGGGAAGGAGCCAGGGGGAGAGGCAGGAGGAGAGCCAGGGGGAGAGCCAGGGGGUUACCCAGGAGGAGAUCCAGGGGCUUACCCAGGGGGAGGACCAGGAGGGGAACCAGGCGGGGAGCCCGCGCAGAGCCCAGGGGCGAACCCAGCGGGGCCCUCAGGGGGGGACACUGGCUGAGCAGAUAACCCAGCAGGUCACCCAUCAACUCAGCCUGCUGCCACAGCGACUCAGCGUGCUGAAGCAGAGGCUGACGACCCUGACGUGCCAGGUGCGUAACGUGUUGCAGCCGCAGGUGGAGCAGCCCCAGCAGGAGCCGGGCUCUGAGGAGUCGCAGCAGCAGUCUGACGAGCAGGCGGCUCCUCCUCCGCCACCAAAGCUGACAUUGUCCCAGCACAUCUCCAACCUGCCCCAGUACAUCUCCAAUCUGCCCGAGUACAUUUCCAACCUGCCCCAGACGCUCUCCACCCUGCCCCAGACGCUCUCCAACCUGCCGCAGUUGCUCUCCAGUCUGCCGGAGCGGCCUUCACCCGGCGCCUCAGCCUCAGCCUCUACCGCCUCAGGAGCAGCAGCAGACCGUUGA
Messenger RNA from Engraulis encrasicolus (European anchovy), 5375 nucleotides. RefSeq names its product PHD finger protein rhinoceros-like. Bases 1752 to 5375 code for a protein of 1207 amino acids. The record is from RefSeq and is a predicted model, not a curated record. The transcript has 19 exons. Lineage: Eukaryota; Metazoa; Chordata; Actinopteri; Clupeiformes; Engraulidae.